Trichobilharzia szidati is the source of this 3946-nucleotide messenger RNA. The record is from the annotation of a GenBank genome assembly. Lineage: Eukaryota; Metazoa; Platyhelminthes; Trematoda; Strigeidida; Schistosomatidae.
AUGUUAUCAUUCAAUGCCAUAGGCUACAAAGCUCCCAAAGCUCCAAAGCCUCAGGAUGGUCCGGGUGUACUCAUUGACUUGUUCAGUUCAUUUCGUACAGUUUUGGAGAAAUCACGUGGAUCAGAAUUCUGUGAUAAUUUAAUCUCUAGUUGUAUAUUUCUACGUUUAAUAUGUCCAGCACUCCUAUCACCAUCAUUAUUUGGAUUGAUUAGUGCAUUUCCUAGUGAACCAGCUUGUCAGCGUAAUCUCACACUGUUGGCGAAAUCAUUACAGACAUUGGCUAAUUUCAGUACUUUCGAUGAUAAAGAACCGUAUAUGAGAUUUUUAAACGGUUAUGUCACCUCUCAAUUGUCUUCCAUGCGUUCAUUUAUUCGAUCAAUAUCAACUUCGUCAAAUAAUGAUCACACUACCGAUAAGGUGAAUAUUGUUCACGGCUCUGAUACUAAUAUUGAAGCUACUACUGGUAUCAGUAAUGCUCUGUCUGACUCUCUGUCAACUACAAAUGCUGAUCAAACGAGAUCCACCCUAACUGCAACACUACCAACACCAACAACAUCAACAGCAACAACAACAGCGAAGGCAACAUCACAGAAUAACAUUAAAGAUACAAUUGAUGAAAGCUGUGAAUUAGCUAAUUUGCAUGUUAUACUGUCAGAUGUUAUAUUCCGGGAUUCAUUGACAACUCCUUCAGUGACCAUUACCAAUAAUACUCAUACUAAUACUAAUGCUAAUACCACUGCUCCUGAUGUGAAUACUACGAAUGGACACAAUGGUAUAACAAUAGAUGCACACGAGGUCAAUUCAAGUACUCAAGGAAUAGUUUCACCAAUUUUCCUUAAACCUGUUUGCCCUACCAUUGUAACCAAUUUACCCGAGGAAUUAUGCUCACUACCAAGGAUACUGGAUGAUAUUUCACGGGCUUUACAACAGAUCACAUCCAGUGAAUGUAAACAGUAUGACAAGACAACAUCAGUCAAUCAUACACACACAAUUCUGAUGAAUACUAACGAUUACAGUUUAUCACACCAUCAAAAAGGCGGUAGUAGUAGCAGUGUUAUGCAGUCAAAUAUUUCACCGUCUUCAUCGAGUCCUAAGCAUCAUAAGAGUAAAAAGUUUGAUCAUGACAGAGAACAACCAUCCUCAUCAUCCUUGAGUCCAGUUCAUCAUAUUCAUCAUCAUUCUCAUCAGUAUACAUCAGUUGCUGGAGGUGGUGGGAAUACACCCUACUAUACUGUGCAUUAUAAUCCAGGUUUUCAUUAUCCUGACAGCUAUUGUAAAGUUGGACUGAACAAUAAUAACGCCACCAACACCGCCACCACCACAAGCAACAGCAGCACUGGCUUACUCUUACCACAAUUAAAACAGUCAGCCUCGCUAACCGGUCUGCCGUCAUCCGAUGUAUCCCAGUCGAAUCCAAAUGAUUAUGAUGAACCGUAUAUGAGUCCUGAAAGUGAUUGUGAUGAUAUGCAUGAAACCGGUGUCAAUUCAGAUCAUGAAGUGAUCAGUAAGAAGGCACAAACAGGCACAAGUAGUAGUUGUAUUACAUCAACUUUUCAGUCCUACUCCUCGUCAUUAUCGAUUGCAAACAACAGUAGCCUGACAACAAACUACAACAUCAACAAAACCAACAACAACAAGACGAAUGGCUAUUCAUCAAAAGAUAAGAAGAUCUAUGAUCAUAAAUCAAUAAGUUUGGAUAAAUUGAAUAAUUCUGAUAAUGAACAUAUUUAUGAUAUGGUACCAUUAUCUUCAUCAUCGUCAACGUCGGCAUCAUCAUCAUCACCUUCGGCAUCGCCAUCACGUGAUGCACUACACCGCAUGAAUGGAGUAAACACGGCGAAUGAUUCAUAUAUCCAUCAACCAGAUCAAGUAUCUAAUUGUAACAAUGAUGCAACACUGACAUCAAUGAACCAUGUAACAUUGAACAUAGAAAAAGAUAAUGAUUCAAUAAUUCAAACAAAAACUGGCGGCGACGCGGUAAAUUCAAAUAUUAUUAUUGAACAAACGCCUACUUCACUAUCGUCAUCAUCAUUAACCGCCUUGUCGAAUAAAAUAACAACAUCCAAUGAAAAUGUACAAUAUAACCAUCAUCAUCAUCACGAUGAUGAACCUGAUGUUGUUGCUGAUGACGAAAUCAAUAAAUUCAAUCAACGAAAUGUCUGCAAAAGUAUUUCCCCGAAAUUAUUUCUUAAAAAACAAGUGACCACAGCCAAUGUGAUCUUAACAAAGCCUAAUGUUAUGUCGUCUUCAUCAAUUGAUACAACGAAAAUAUCAAAAUUGACGGCGACAACAACAACAGCAACACAUUUUCGAUCGAAUAGCAGUAGUCGUGAAAAUAUGUUCGACGGUAAUAAUAUCAAUGGUGAUCACUUUUCAUUUGGUGCAUCGAAUACUGUCCAGGUGAAUCUUACGCCUCACUCUCCAACUCAUAAAGUGUAUAAUACUAAUCCUAAUAAUUACAAUAAUAAUAAUACUGAUAAUACUGUUGAUAAUUUCGUCUGUCAUCGUCAACACACCCAUCGGAAAAAUGCUUCCUCUGAAGAAUUGUACAGUUAUACACAUUCAGAGAAUAAUAAUUAUGAUAUGCAUGACACUGCUGCUGUUGUUGUUGAUGAUGUUGAUGUUGAUGAUGAAGAAGAGAAUUCCACCACAUCGACCACAGUGAUGAAUUCAAUGAAAAAACCUAACAGAAAACAACCGUCAGAAUUAGCUGUCGAAAUAGCUCUGUUACGCUAUGAACUACUCCUUUCUCGUCAAGAUGCUUUACGUGCUGCUGAUCGAUUAAGUAAACAAGAGACGGAGAUUUAUCAGUUGCGUCAAUUAUUAGAACAAUUACGUAAUAAUAAUAACAGUAAGCAGAAAAAUAAACAAUCAAUUGAGUUGAAAUUACAGAAUUCAGAUAACAAUUAUGAUACCCUGUUGAAUACGACUCAUGUCAAUGAUGAAAUGAUGAUGACAAUGAGUUGCAGUCAACACCAAGGCAGUGAUCCUCAACUCUCCAGUGUUAAGCAACAAAAUAACACCCGUGAUCGUGUUGGUGAUGGUGUUGGUGGUGUUGUUAAUAAUAGUUGUUUACAGAAUCCGCCAAAUACUCAUUCAAAAGUUUUACAAAGUGUAACAGCUACAUUCAAAGAGUUGGAUGAUGCAAUGGCAAGAUUAGAACUAGAGCAAAGUGAACUACUCCGUGAACAGGCUAGAAUACGUGCUCGAAUCGCUGCAACACAUCGACAUCAACAUCAACACCAACACCACCACCACCAACAACAACAACCAAUCACGUCGUGUACACAAUCCAUCAUCAAUCCCACUGUCGCAUCGAAGAGUAAAUCUCUUAUACGUCCAAAAUAUUUUCAAUCUUCUAUCCCAAAAAUUUUAAUCGAUUCUGAGAAGAGUCGUGAACUACCUAGUCCUGGGCAUAUGAAUUAUAUCAAUUCACCUCGGACUAAUAUUAGUAAUAAUAAUUAUAUUCAAAAGACUAGCAUAUGUAGUGAAUUAAAAAGCGCGCCAAAAAAAUAAACCUCUGUUCAAUGUUCUAUACACGGAUAAAGCAUUUAUUAUUAUUAUUCUUUUGUUGAAAAGAGAGAGAUAAAAUGAACACACAUUGUUUUUCCUUCUAAAAUGACGCAUUUCGAUUAUUCGCGCGCAAAAAAGAACCAAUCACGUAACUAUGACAACACUGUAUUCAUCAUAUUGUACAUUUGUCAUUUUAUCCUAUGAAUUAAUUUUGACCCGUUUAGCUUUGUACUAUAGGUGGUUUAUUGGUGUCAUUAUAAAACUUACUCCCCCCCUCCCCUUCCCCUUUCUAAUUAGAGAUCAUUAUUCCGAUUGAUUGUAUGUCUCUUGUUUUCGCUCAGUUGUGUGUGUGUGUGUACACUCUAAAAAUGAAUGUACAAUAAAUAAAGUUUCUUUUAUUCCCUGAGUUCCGACUGGAACACAGGGCUCUUCA